Xyrauchen texanus (razorback sucker) is the source of this 1167-nucleotide messenger RNA. Its product is annotated as histone H2B-like. Bases 236 to 610 code for a protein of 124 amino acids. The transcript has a single exon. Gene Ontology annotation, molecular function: structural constituent of chromatin; DNA binding; protein heterodimerization activity. The record is from RefSeq and is a predicted model, not a curated record. Lineage: Eukaryota; Metazoa; Chordata; Actinopteri; Cypriniformes; Catostomidae. Gene Ontology annotation, cellular component: nucleosome.
GGAAACUUUCAAACAUGAGGCGAGAGGAGGGACUUUCAUUUGGAAGUCUUUGAUUGGCUCUUUCCGGUCCGUCAAACUUUCAACUGUCCAAUGAAAUCAUUGAAUGUGUUUGACCAAUGAAAAUACGCCAUCAGAGGCGCGCGUCAUCUCCUCACAGAAUUAGCAUAGAGGAGGAAAUAAAUACUUCUGUGAGCUGAAAAAGAAUCAUUAUUCUGAGUUUGUUCUUCAGAUCAUCAUGCCUGAACCAGCCAAAUCCGCCCCGAAGAAGGGAUCCAAGAAGGCCGUCACAAAGACCGCCGGUAAGGGAGGAAAGAAGCGCAGAAAGUCCAGGAAGGAGAGUUACGCUAUCUACGUGUAUAAAGUCCUGAAACAGGUUCAUCCUGACACCGGGAUCUCUUCCAAGGCGAUGGGAAUCAUGAACUCUUUCGUCAACGACAUCUUCGAGCGCAUCGGCGGUGAAGCGUCUCGUCUCGCUCACUACAACAAGCGCUCCACCAUCACAUCGAGAGAGAUCCAGACCGCCGUGCGUCUGCUGCUGCCCGGUGAACUGGCCAAACACGCCGUGUCUGAGGGCACAAAAGCCGUCACCAAAUACACCAGCUCCAAGUAGAAGAACAUCCGGUUUCUCAACCAACCCAAAGGCUCUUUUAAGAGCCACACAUGUUCUCAUUUAAAGAGUGUUUCUGUGAUUUAAGAGAUUAUGAAUGUCAGUUGUGAUGUGAAUGUCCACAGCAAAGGUUCGUAGCUUGGGUCAAUAAACACAUUUAAGUACUGAAUCGGAGCUUCAUUCGAAUUGGAUAAAAAAAAAAAUGAAGUGAUUGCGACGAGUCUAUAUUAAGCUAAAAACACGUGACCGCUUCAGUAUCUUGUUCAGAAGAGGCGCAAAAUCCCAGUGCAACUUUGAGCUCAAUGGUACAGUAGCACAGGCACGUUAUAACACUUUACUGUCUGUCAAGUAUAUUUAUUUUCGAUACCAAGUAAUAGAUUCACACAUACAUUGAUUGAUAGAUGUGUAUCAGAGAGACAGACAGUGAGAGAGACCGAUCCAGGAACAGAAAAACAUGGUUACCCCCGUGUGUCACCCCAAUGUUCACCACAUUGACCCUCAGUGUAUGUGUGUAUAUUCAUUUAUGAGUCAGUAUAUGUCAGUUCUCUUCAGUUAUUUAA